Molecule: messenger RNA, 867 nt
Organism: Spodoptera exigua (beet armyworm)
Lineage: Eukaryota; Metazoa; Arthropoda; Insecta; Lepidoptera; Noctuidae
Source: the annotation of a GenBank genome assembly
CGCUUCACUCCCUCCUAUAGAGCGAUAUAAGCGAUCUGCGCUUGCGCACGUUCAGUAUUACAGUGACCACCUGUCAGAAUGGAGUCUCGAGUGAUUUUUGUUUGUCUGUUUGUUACUGUCGUCGUUUGCGGAGUACAAGGACAAGUAGCAUCGCUCUGUAAGCCAUUCGAGAGGCUCCUUGUGUGCGGCUGCCCGCGUACCUGCCGGGAUCCGGCGCCGGACUGCAAGGCCGUCUGCCGGCCUGGCUGCUUCUGUGAAGAGGGACAGGUCCGAGACGAUAAUGGCAACUGCAUUAAGUUGGCUGACUGUCCUCCUAUAUUAUCAGCCUACAAGCAAGAUACGACGGAACCCCGUCCAAACGGGGGCCAGUGUCCUGACAACGAGGAAUACAGGUUUUGCGAACCCUGUCACAAGACCUGUGAGAACCCCAACCCUAUCUGUCCUGCCCAGUGUGCAAGAGGGUGCUUCUGUAAAGAUGGGCUCCUUAGAGACAAAGAUGGCACUUGUGUACCAAAGGAAAAAUGCUCAAAUAAAAUUACAGAUCCAAAGCCAAUACAAUACCAGAUGACCUGUAGCGAGCAUCAAGUGUACAAGCGCUGUGAGACCUGCGCCAAGACCUGCAGCAACCCCAACCCCAAAUGCCCGACCCCAUGCGCCAUGGGCUGCUUCUGUGAAGAAGGCUACGUUCAGUCCCCUAAUGGCCAAUGCGUCAAGUUAGAAAACUGCCCAAAAGGUAACUGGGAUAAACUAAAUGGAAUAUUUUCCACUUUCUGGCUGUAACUCUGUUGUAAAAUAAUAAUUAUGCUGUUCAGAAAUAGACUUUUUUGUAAAAUUCUCUGUAGAUACCUCAUUCUUCUAUAAGGUCAC